CUUAUCAGAGAACUUAGUUCUAUCAGCUGAUUCCUUUAACUAUAAUCGUGGUUUCACUAUAAAACAUAUGGAAAGCGAGUAAAUAACUGUUUGUUUUUACUAAAUUAAGUAAAAGCAAUAUGUAAAUAAUGUUGCGGAGCAAUAAAAAUAUUACAUCGGAGAUACUGAAGCAAUUCAAAUUAGGGGCGCAAAAUGUGUUGGCACAAUAUAAGCUUUCUAGCAAGCCUGCCAAAAAAUCACUACUCAAAAAUUCUAAAGAGUUCGAUGUGCCUUUGGAGGACCCAAUAAACGCUUAUUUUUUAAAAACUCAAAUAGGUUCUACUUAUCACAAAUGGAAUGCUGUCUUAGCAAAGAAUCCAGAACUAAAAUCUAUUAAGAGGCAAGAUGCAGUGAACACGGCAAAUUCUUUAAUGAAACUCAACUUCGAUGCAGAAGACAUAAUAUCGAAGCCACUUGUGUUGUAUCAAAAUGCGCUCACGGUGAAGAAUCGUUAUGAAGUACUUGAUGAAUGUGGUUUCAAACCUGUCACACUCUUAAUAAUAUCAAAAUAUGUAACAGUUAUAAACAAAAGUGUUUCAAUGCUGAAAUCAUUUAGAUAUAUUCCAUUUGAUACUAACGUAUUAGAAAACUUAUGCAAUUGCCUCACUGACAUUGAUUUAUCGGCCAAAGACUUUCAAACCAUAAAUGACGAAAUGCUCCUUAAAUACUUACGGGAAUGCUUAUUAAAUGUUUACUUGCGGCAAACUUUAGAUAUGAACGAUGAUGAUAUUAAAAAGCUAUGGAAAGUUUACGGCCGUGUUCGUCACAGGAGUUUCAAGUCAGUUCAGUCGGUAUUGCAGAUGCUGUUAAGAGAGCUGCAAUUUCCAAAAGAGCGUAUCAUCAAAAAUGCCUUCUUGCUCCACGGUGAUGCUGAAAACAUGCGAAGAAUCAUUGCUGAAAUACCGACAAUAGAUGGUCAAGAUAUGAGAGAUAUCGUCUACCGUCGUCCAAAAAUAUUGAUGUCAUCUUGUGAUGGGCUAUUAAAAACACUUGAAUACGUAAAAGCUUAUGGUAUAAAUGAGUCAGCAGUAACAAGAUGUUUGGAAGUAUUAACCCUAGGAUCCGAUACUGUACUAGAACGGCUGAAAGACAUGAACUCAAUAGAUGAAUUUAAAGUUUUGGCGACUAAUCCUCGAAUAUUACGCUUAGUACACUACCAAAAUAAAGCACGCGUGCGGCUGGAGUACUUAAAUCAACUUAAAGUCCGUUGUGCUUCACUGCAUAUAUUAUCUGGUGGAUCCGAAAAAUUUGCUAAAUUUGCACGUGAAGGCUCAGAUCGUACAAAAGGCCGUGACGUCGUUGUCUAUUUGGCAAAUAUUUUAAAAAAGGAAGAAAACGGAAUACGUGCUUUACUUUCUCGCCAUCCCAACUGGUGUCAUAUACCUGUUUUACAAGUUAAACAAUGCUUUGAUUUUUUACUAUCGAAAAAAUUUCCAAUAUCAGCAAUUUCCGAUAACAUACAUCUUCUUUUAUAUCCCAUACAACGAAUUGAGGAAAAGCUUGCCGAAUUACACGAAUCAGAAUUUAUCGAAGAGCUUCAUCUACCGGUGAACAGUAUUUACGAUUUGGAUAAUAAUGAACUGCUAACGCUCAUCCUUUAUUUAAUUGAAUGUGAAUUCCAUUUCACUGGAGACGGUAUCUGGACAGAACAGCAAAUACAACCUGUAGAGAAUUUUAACAACUUGCUGCCCGAUUUUCCAGAGAGUCUAAAUAAAAUUUACAAAUAUGGAAUGAAACCCGGUGGGAGAACAAACGGUUCUACAACUGAGAGAACUGAAACAAGCACCACACACUAGUGACUAAUAAAUUCCGAAUAUUACGGUAUUGGCAUCUAGUAAUGUUUGCAAAAUUUUCCUUGGCGAUAUUUGAAUGGAUGUACAUAUUUUUGAAAGGGAUUUUUUUCUGAAAAUCUUUGUUUACAUUCAAGUCUUUGUUGAAAUUUAUUAAAAAGUAAUUAACGUUUAUCAAGUUUAUUAUUUAAUUUGCAAAUGUAUAUAAAUAUUUUUAUAAGGGAAAUACAUGUUUAAAACAAAGGGA
Molecule: messenger RNA, 2076 nt
Organism: Ceratitis capitata (Mediterranean fruit fly)
Lineage: Eukaryota; Metazoa; Arthropoda; Insecta; Diptera; Tephritidae
Gene: mTerf5
Exons: 4
Coding region: 129-1835 (568 amino acids)
Biological process (GO): termination of mitochondrial transcription; regulation of DNA-templated transcription
Cellular component (GO): mitochondrial matrix
Molecular function (GO): double-stranded DNA binding
Source: RefSeq, a predicted model, not a curated record